UCAACCUGCAGCGCCCCAGAAUCAGGCCAGGCCAGGAUGGUGAGAGAAAAAGCUAUGGUGUUUGUCAUGUAUGGUUUUACAUGUCUCACAGCGCUGGCAUGGUUAACAGGCCUCACAGCAGAUGUGUCGGUUUUACCAAAGCCUGAGAAACUCAUCAGCAGGCCUCUGCGAAGGGAACAAGAGGUCAAUCAGCAGCUCAACACAUCAGCCCUAAACACAGCCUUGGCUUUUGAGCCGUACCGUGACCUGGCAACCAGCACCGCUGCUGAGCAGCAACAGCACAACAUCUUGUUCUCGCCCUUGGGCCUGGCGUCAGCUCUGGCGCUGCUGUCCCGAGUGUCUGUGUCCGAGAGUCGGAGCCAGGCCCUGGAGGCCUUGGGGCUGGCGGCCAAUGCUACAGAGCAGAGCGUGGAGGCCACCUUAUCUGCUCUUGCAAAUCUGCAACGCAGCCUCACUCUACAUGAGGGAGGUUGGGUUCAAAGGGCAGAAUCUAGAGCUGGAACAGGAGCUGGGAUUGGGGCAACACCAUGGGUGGAAAUUGAAGGGGAAGGUGCUGGAAACCGAACUGAUGUAGAUGAUGGGGCGGAGAGUAGGAAUGGAACUGAGGAUGGGGUUCAUCCUGGUGGUCAGCUGAGAGUGUGGAGCAGCCUACAUAUUGAUGGAAAACCUUCAGUAGACUAUAACAGUUUCAUGUUCAGGCCUCGGCACGCCACCGCCUUCAACGCCAGCUUUGACACGUUGAUGAAAGACUUGGAAGCCUCUGACAAACUUGAACUUACCAAUUAUGUGUAUUUCAAAGGUCGUCAACCAUUUGCGCGGCAGCACACGGUGCCAAGGAGCUUCCAGCUGAACGCCACUACCAGCGUGGAGGUUGCCAUGAUGUUUGGGGACGACUCCUCUGAGGUGAUGAUGCUGUACGACACCAACUGCUCAGCCACGGUGGUGCGGCUGGCCCACUCCCAGCGCCUGGCCUCGCUGCUCCUGCUUCCUAAAGCGGAGCUGCAGCCCCUCGAGGACUGCCUCUCUGACGAACGCAUGAGCUUUUGGCGCAGAAACCUGAAGCCGGGGCGAGCAGAAAUCCGUUUCCCUAAGUUCCAACUAAGGAAAUCCUACAAUUUAGAAAACCUCCUGAGGAACUCUGGGGUAUCAUCGGUUUUCUCACACUCAGCCGACUUCUCUGGACUAUCGCAGAAGACUCUGAAACUUGCCAAGGCUCCUCAUGAGGUGAUGCUCGAGGUGGAAGAGACCAAGUACGAAGAUGGGGGGAGACCUGACAUCACGCUGGACUUCUCUGUUCCCCCGAGGAUUACCUUUAACAGACCGUUCAUGCUCAUAAUCUACGACGAUCUCACGGGGCUCGUCCUGCUCAUGGGGAGAAUUAUCGAUCCCACAGAUGUCUAGACUGAAGUGAACACAGUAGCUUCAUUGUGCUUUGCUAUUGAUAAAAUACUACAUUCACUUACAUUACAUCAUUUGUAUUUUUUCCCAAUAGCAUGGCAUAUCAUUCUGGGGACAGAAAUGCUUUUCCAGCAAUUACAUCAAAAUUGCAGAGUGCUUUGUUUUACCUCCAAUUUUCCCAAACAUUACAGGCUGAUUUACAGUUUAUUUUCCCAUUUACACAAAAUGAUGAAAAGAAAUUCAAAUGGCAGUCAUUUAUCCCUGUGACUGAAUCCCUGCUAUUCUUGCAAAAACAUAAAACACUUUUCUUCCAUUACAAAAGCAUGUGCUUUUUUGUCAUUUCUUUUUUCACAUCGCAACCCAUCUCUUUAUCGCCUUGUGCAAUUACUGAAGAAUUGCUCUGCAGAAACAUCAAGGCUUAUUCGCCCAAUACAUA
Messenger RNA from Anarrhichthys ocellatus (wolf-eel), 1834 nucleotides. Its product is annotated as alpha-1-antiproteinase-like. The record is from RefSeq and is a predicted model, not a curated record. The coding region runs from base 37 to 1401 and encodes 454 amino acids. Gene Ontology annotation, molecular function: serine-type endopeptidase inhibitor activity. Lineage: Eukaryota; Metazoa; Chordata; Actinopteri; Perciformes; Anarhichadidae. The transcript is spliced from 4 exons.